Molecule: messenger RNA, 7755 nt
Organism: Orcinus orca (killer whale)
Lineage: Eukaryota; Metazoa; Chordata; Mammalia; Artiodactyla; Delphinidae
Gene: PROX1
Product: prospero homeobox 1
Exons: 5
Coding region: 1412-3751 (779 amino acids)
Biological process (GO): regulation of transcription by RNA polymerase II
Cellular component (GO): nucleus
Molecular function (GO): RNA polymerase II cis-regulatory region sequence-specific DNA binding; DNA-binding transcription factor activity, RNA polymerase II-specific
Source: RefSeq, a predicted model, not a curated record
UUCAGAUUUUAAUGAAGAAUCUUUUGGAGUAGUUAAAAUCUGACUUGAUCAUAGUUGAACGUUCUUACCUUUUUCUGGGAGGAAUCUGCUAAUGUUAAGAUACCCUUCGUAUAGGAAUUAUUAAAGUGUUUAUGUAGUUAGAUGCCAAGUGGUACGAUACAAUAUUUAAUAAUAAAAAUAUUCUAUGUAGAUUUUCAUAUUAAUUACAGAGGAGUUUACAGGAAUAGAAUAUGUGUAUCCAAUCGAUAAUACAUUUGGGUUCAAAUGCUACGUCAGUAUUUUUCUGCAUACUUACUGAUACUGAUGUUCACCAGUGCUGAUCAAAAGGUUCAUAUCGCUGGGUUAAACUCCAAAUUAAUAUAAAAAUUAAAACAUAAUAAGAAUCAGUAAUAAUUGUAGUUGAAACAUAUGGCUUAGUACAUAUAUUGAGAAAUAAAGGAAUUUUUAAAAAUCUUAAUGGACAGGAUGAUAUGAGUGAUAAAUUAAUUGCAUAGCAUUCUCUAAAUUCUGAAUUGGGAAAUCAUGGAAGCACCUUUGAAAGUGUUUUCAAGUGAUUUCAUUUACAUUAUAGUCAUUUAACAAUGCAUUUUCUUAUGUGGUAAAAUAUUCAUAUAUAUAUAUAUAUAUAUAUAUAUGUUUGUGAAACAUGAUGCUAAUAAAGUACUACAGUCCACCAGUUAUAAUUAUUUAAUCUUGCCUAUAGCCUUCAUGGGUUAUAAUCCCAAUGUGUAUGACUACUAUACCUUUAUUUCUGAGUUUAGGUCAAAGCUAUACAUAGAGAUCUAUUUAUUCACGCCUACUAUUAUAAUGCCUUGUCUUGCUGGAUUAUAUAAUUUUUCCUAGUUUUCUCAUUUGUUUUGUCCUGAUUGUUAUGUCUCAGCUGUACAUUUUACAAUAAGGCCCCAAAAUAUUUAAAUUUUCUUAGCCCCAAACAGAAACAAAUCAUUAUUUAAUCCAAGAAUGCUGACCAGUUGAGAGAAAAUUGCAAAAAUCAGUUUCGUUCAGUGAAUUUUAAGGAAGUUACAGGAUAUUUUCUUCUUAAAAGACCCAACAAGCACGUUUAAUUAACAUGUAUUCUCCACUGAAGAUGAGAAUGUGAUUUCUUUCCACCUUAGGAAGAGCACAGCCUUCCCCUUGGCUCAGGCAUGAGGUAGGGAUGCAGCUGUUGAUACCUAGGCUAGAUGAGAGGAAGUGCAGUUGACGCAGAGGUAAAUGGCAGCUGGGAAGGGAAGGAUGGCUGGAGAUGACCUUGUGCUCAUCUCUUACACCAGCGUGUUGUUUCUGAGCCUCUGUUGCGGAGAUGCUCUUCCUGUAGCAAGGAUGGGUAGGGGGAAAACCCAGAUUGGAUGUUAAGAGGAACAGGGGAAGAAAAUACUGCAGAAAGUUUGUUCAACAUUUUGAUUGGUGAUCUAUGUGCUUUUCAGGUGAUAUUAAAGAGAAAAUGAUUUGCACCCAAAAAGACAAGAGGGUCCCAGGAUUCUUGAGCUGUGCCCAGCUGACGAGCUUUUCAAGAUGGCACAAUAACUGUCCAGUGAUGCCUGACCAUGACAGCACAGCCCUCUUAAGCCGGCAAACCAAGAGGAGAAGAGUUGACAUUGGAGUGAAAAGGACGGUAGGGACAGCAUCUGCAUUUUUUGCUAAGGCAAGAGCGACGUUUUUUAGUGCCAUGAAUCCCCAAGGUUCCGAGCAGGAUGUUGAGUAUUCAGUGGUGCAGCAUGCAGAUGGGGAAAAGUCAAAUGUACUCCGCAAGCUGCUGAAGAGGGCGAACUCAUAUGAAGAUGCCAUGAUGCCUUUUCCAGGAGCAACCAUAAUUUCCCAGCUGUUGAAAAAUAACAUGAACAAAAAUGGUGGCACGGAGCCCAGUUUCCAAGCCAGCGGUCUCUCUAGUACAGGCUCCGAAGUACAUCAGGAGGAUAUAUGCAGCAACUCUUCAAGAGACAGCCCCCCAGAGUGUCUUUCCCCUUUUGGCAGGCCUACUAUGAGCCAGUUUGAUAUGGAUCGCUUAUGUGACGAGCACCUGAGAGCAAAGCGCGCCCGGGUUGAGAAUAUAAUCCGGGGUAUGAGCCAUUCCCCCAGUGUGGCAUUACGGGGCAAUGAAAAUGAAAGAGAUAUGGCCCCGCAGUCUGUGAGUCCCCGAGAAAGUUACCGAGAAAACAAACGCAAGCAGAAGCUGCCCCAGCAGCAGCAACAGAGUUUCCAACAGCUGGUUUCAGCCCGCAAAGAACAGAAGCGAGAGGAGCGCCGACAGCUGAAACAGCAGCUGGAGGACAUGCAGAAACAGCUGCGCCAGCUGCAGGAAAAGUUCUACCAGAUCUAUGACAGCACUGAUUCUGAAAAUGAUGAAGAUGGUAACCUGUCUGAAGACAGCAUGCGCUCGGAGAUCCUGGAUGCCAGGGCCCAGGACUCCGUGGGGAGGUCAGACAAUGAGAUGUGCGAGCUGGACCCGGGGCAGUUCAUCGACCGAGCCCGGGCCCUGAUCCGGGAGCAGGAAAUGGCCGAAAACAAGCCGAAGCGAGAAGGCAACAACAAAGAAAGAGACCACGGGCCAAACUCCUUACAACCCGAAGGCAAACAUUUGGCCGAGACCUUGAAACAAGAACUGAACACUGCCAUGUCGCAAGUUGUGGACACUGUGGUCAAAGUCUUCUCCGCCAAACCCUCUCGCCAGGUUCCUCAGGUCUUUCCGCCGCUCCAGAUCCCCCAGGCCAGAUUUGCAGUCAACGGGGAGAACCACAAUUUCCACACCGCCAACCAGCGCCUGCAGUGCUUUGGCGAUGUCAUCAUUCCGAACCCCCUGGACACCUUUGGCAAUGUGCAGAUGCCCAGUUCCACAGACCAGACAGAAGCACUGCCCCUGGUGGUCCGCAAAAACUCAUCUGACCAGUCUGCCUCCGGCCCCCCUGCCGGCGGUCACCACCAGCCCCUGCACCAGUCGCCUCUGUCGGCCACCGCAGGCUUUACCACGUCCACCUUCCGCCACCCCUUUCCCCUCCCCUUGAUGGCCUACCCGUUUCAGAGUCCAUUAGGUGCUCCCUCCGGCUCCUUCUCGGGAAAAGACAGAGCCUCUCCUGAAUCCUUAGACUUAACUAGGGAGACCACGAGUCUGAGGACCAAGAUGUCAUCCCACCACCUGAGCCACCAUCCUUGUUCACCAGCACAUCCACCCAGCACCGCAGAAGGGCUCUCCUUGUCUCUCAUCAAAUCCGAGUGUGGCGAUCUUCAAGACAUGUCCGAAAUCUCACCUUAUUCGGGAAGUGCAAUGCAGGAAGGAUUGUCACCCAAUCACUUGAAAAAAGCAAAGCUCAUGUUCUUUUACACCCGUUAUCCCAGCUCCAACAUGCUGAAAACCUACUUCUCUGAUGUAAAGUUCAACAGAUGCAUUACCUCUCAGCUCAUCAAGUGGUUUAGCAAUUUCCGUGAGUUUUACUACAUUCAGAUGGAGAAGUACGCGCGUCAAGCCAUCAACGAUGGGGUCACCAGUACCGAAGAGCUGUCUAUAACCAGAGACUGUGAGCUGUACAGGGCUCUGAACAUGCACUACAAUAAAGCAAAUGACUUUGAGCAGGUUCCAGAGAGAUUCCUGGAAGUUGCGCAGAUCACAUUACGGGAGUUUUUCAAUGCCAUUAUCGCAGGCAAAGAUGUUGAUCCUUCCUGGAAGAAGGCUAUAUACAAGGUCAUCUGCAAGCUGGAUAGUGAAGUCCCUGAGAUUUUCAAAUCCCCAAACUGCCUACAAGAGCUGCUUCAUGAGUAGAAAUUUCAACAACUCUUUUCGAAUGUAUGAAUAGUAGCAGUCCCCUUUGGAUGUCCAAGUUAUCCGUGUCUAGAUUUUGAUUUCAUAUAUAUGUGUAUGGGAGGCAUGGAUGUGUUACAAAAUCAGCUGGUAAUCCCUCCUCAUCAUCUUUCUCUCAUUUUCUUCUGUUUUCCAUUGCAAGGGGAUGGUUCUUUUCCUUCCGCCUUUAGUUUACUUUUGCCCAAGGCCCUUAACAUUUGGAGACUUAAAAUAGGGUUAAUUUUCAGGGAAAAAGAAUGUUGAUGUGUGUAAAGUCUACAUGAGCAAGGAAGGGCAUUUUUAAAAGAUGCUUCUGCUGGAUUGAUGGUUUAUUGCGCAUGGCGGUUGGCAGAGGGAGACCCGUGACACAGCACUACUCUGUAGUCAGUGAUGUGUCUCUUGUUUUUACUGCUGAGAAGGUCAGAAAACUCAAUGGAACCACUUGAUAAACUUAAAUAUUUUGUUUGGUUUGAACUCAGUAAGUCGCUUUUUAUUACACAUUUAAAAAUAAUGCCAGUGGCAGAUGAACAACUCACUUUUCACAAGUACCCCAAAAGGUCAAAUUUUAAAAAGAACAUAAUCACUAACCGUCAAGUCUUUCCUAAGAGAAAUGGCAAACGCCACAAGCUAGUACCAUUUUCUUUGGAGGCAAAGCAGUUUUGUACAAAACUGACUCUUUCAAAAUGAGACUGGAAAUUCAUGUGAUUUCUAGUCACCUCUCGAAAUUUUGCAAUAGGUUCUUCUUGGAAAUAAGUAUCUAUCGUUCUUCAUACAGAAAAACCCCUAUAACGUGUUAUCAUUUUCUAUUUAUCUUGCUUCAGAUACUAAAAGGCACAUAAGUUUCAAAUUUAUUCUUUGCUCAACUUUGUUUUUGUGGUUUAAAAGCAUUAUCAUUUCUGUUUAAUAUUUAACACUUCUUUUUUCAAAAAACACUAUUUUCUGAAUUCCUUUCUAUGGUAAGGAAUAAAGGACAUCCCAACUUGACCAUAAAAUUCCUGCCUACACUAGAAGUUUGUUAACAGCUGCUAGCUGACUCGAUCUUCCCCUCCUGAGAGGAGUACAUAUGAGAAUGACCUAUUUUCCUAUACAUUUCCACUCUACCCUGAUGGAUAUUCAAAGUGGUGACGGUCUAAUUUUUAAGUGUUUCUUCAUUUUAGGUACAGCGUUUUAAAGAAAUUGAUACAGUCUCUUCUAAUUCAGAAGCUAGUAAUUGACCAAAACGUGAAGAGUGUAUAGAAUAGGAGAGUUUGGGAGUUAACCCAAAAGACACAAUUUCAGCACACAUAAGAAAGCUAGCUGCUAUUUCAUGCUUUCUUCAAUGGUUCUCCUCUUUUUUCUUUUUCUUUUUUUUUUUUCCAGUUUUUCAAAGGUGUACAAAGUCCCGUACUUGCUUUUAAAAAGCCGUGUGGCGUUCACACUUGUUUUCUUAGAUGGGUUUUGUGUGCAGAUGCAGUAAGAAUUCCUUUUUUAUUCUAAUAGUGUUUUCCAGAACCCUCCCUCCCCUUUGGUAACUUGAUCUAUAUCUCCUAAAGUGACAAAGUAAAAAAACAAAACAAAAAAAACUGGUAUUUAGAUCGUAUACAACAUAAAUAUCGUUUUUUCCUUGAUUUUUAUAAAAAUUACAUUUGACUUUGGAGACUGCAGGUUGACCCAUGUAACUAGGUGACCCAAUCGCUGUAAUUUAACAUCAUUUAUAAAUUCUGCUGAUGGACAGGAAUGUAUGAAGGCAAUUAUUGUCAGCACAAAGCCUUAAAACCUGCUGACUUUAAGUUAAACGGCGCGGUCCUGUGAUGCCUGCGUCAUUCAGGAGACGUGGCCUCUUGCGGUGUGGACAGAGUGCAGUGGCCCGGGCUGGAACACCCUGGGCCUCACUCUGCACCCACAGCCAAACACAUCGCCCAGCUCGCAGGCUCCUACACAGAGCCAUGAGAGCCAAUUUGUUCUUGUUCCGGCUUGUUUGGAAAAAAAAAAAGUGUUUGGAUAAUCAUCACCUUGGAAUAAAAUGAAACCCCCCCCACAAAAAAAAAAUCCAAUCAGCACAAAGUAGGGAAGCAAUCUCAACUUGUGGUCACACUCUUUCGCCUUGCUUCACGCCCAAGAGUAUGACAUUCAUUGUUCACAUCAGCACAGAACUGGGUCUUUGCUGUUCCCGUGUAAUUCACAUCACCAUUGUGUUGCCAUUUGCAAGGUAAAAGGCAAAACCAGUAAUGUCUUCACCUAUAAAGAUAGAUUGCUAGUAUCUUCCUGACCUGGGGCAAAUUCAGUAUUGAUUCCUGACGUAUUUGAAUUUUUAGUAUUAUUCUCCCCUGCCUUUCUAAUUGAAAUAGACAUAUUAAGCAAAAACGUGUGUUCACAACCAAAUGUUGAUGCACUUAUCUACAAUAAUAUCCUCUCAAUGUUCACUGAGGCAUAGAAAUUGUUUCAGAGUAGAAAUUGCAGAGUGAGGAGAAACUCACCUCAUUGUCCUGGAAACAGAACUCAAUCAUUUUGCUUUUAGGUGAUUCUUUUCUCUUUCACCAUCAUAAAAUCUUGUGCCUCCCAGUGCAUUGGAAAAUGACAAAAGCCUAUCUCUCAAAACUCCUGUUUAACAAGUUUUCUUUAAAACACCAUCUUUCCAAUCUUAGCUCAACUCUCACCAAGUAAAAAUUGGCGACUUGGGAGAAAGUUCACUUUCUCUGGUGGGAGGGUGAAGGACUAGGGACAGUUUACAUAGGGAAACAAAGUCUAAAGUCCAUGUUGAAAUACCACAUUUCCACUUAUUUUCUGCUAACCCUAAAUUAUUUUUGCAUCUACACUUGAGGUUAUAGUCUGUGCCUAGACCUAAAUGCACCAGCGGGGGGAUUUUUAAAAAUCCUUCAAAAUUCCAGUUUUUUCCCACAAGUACAAUUGUUCUUGUGCCUUCUGUGGCUUUCGAUUUCAUCUUUUUGACUUUAUUUCCAAUUACUACAGCUGCAAUAAACACUAGAUUUUUUUUCUGGCUGUUUGACAUAACGUUGAUAGCUAUGCAUAUUUUGUGUCUUUUUAAAACAAAGCAGGAGAAUACGUUUUUGAAGAAGAGAAUUUUUAGAACAGUUUGAUACCGCAAAUUAUUUUUUCCUCAAUUGUUUGAGCAGCAUUCGAGUUUUGAAAAUUCUUGUAGAAGCCAAUUUUUUGUAACUGUGGUGCAAAUCUUGUGUUUUCUUAGCCUAAUGAAAAGUAGUAUAGAAGCAAUAUUUCAUACCAUGUGCUAUAUAUGUGUGUGCAGAUGUGUGAACAUAAAAACACAUACACACAUAUACACACAUGUAAAAAUAUACAUAUAUAUAUGCGUGUGAAGUGGAAAGCUUACCUUUUCCUAUCUAGAUUUAAGGACCUAUUUUAGGCAUUUGUUAUGUUUUGUGAAAAGAAUGUUCUAUUUGCAACAACAAAACAUUUAAUUCUUACUGUAUCUCUGGCUGUUUAAUGAGGACAUUUCACUUUAAAUGGUAAAACAACGUGGAAGAUGGUAGAAUGUAGUAAUUAUUUAAGGAAAUGUUCACCCACAUAUUCCUGAAGUUUGCUUUGUGCCUCCAAGUAUUAUUUCAUUAAAGUGUUUUAUGUUUGCAGAAUCUUUGUUGCUGUGCUAGGGAUGUGGGUGAAUAUCAUUUUAAAAAAUUUUAAAAACAACAAAAAAAAGCAAAACAAAAACACUAAAGCAAGAGGGGAACUUUUAUAAAGCAAUGUAAAUAUUUAACCUCAUGGCUGUUGUUACGUAAGACAUGAGAUUUUAAUAAAUAACUACAUUCUCACAACAUCUGUUGAAUUUAUUAGGAACACUUCAGUGACUGUAUAGACAGUUGAAAGCAUUCUUGAAAAUCCUGCUCUCUACUUUUAAAAGAUAACAGUCUCUUUCAUCAGAUGUCAAGGGCAAGGGUAAUGCAGUUUCUGUAAAUUUAUGAAAUUUCUUUUCUAUGUACAUGAAGACAUUUAGUACGUAACCUCCCUCCCCCCCCACACACACACAUACA